AUGGGCCUGCUGAGCUGGCUGAGGCAGGACACCCGGCUGAAGAACAUGGUUCUGCUUGUUGUUUUCAUCGCCUUGUUUCUGGACCACAUGCUGCUCUCCGUGGUCGUGUCGAUUCUUCCCAGUUACCUGUACGAAGCCCAGAUCCUCUCUUCAGGGAACGGCACGGACUCACCACUCAUCGUCCAGCCUGUGGGAAACAGAUCUGUCGUUUAUACCCCUCCACACCAGAACCCAGCUCUCUCCGGUGACUCCAUCCCGGCCCAAAACUCCCAUGAUUCAAACUGCUCUGAAACCGGGGAUCAGCUGGACACAGUGAACAUCAAAGUGGGACUGCUGCUGGCAUCAAAGUCCACCGUACAGCUCGUCAUGAAUCCAUUUGUUGGACCGCUCACCGACAGGAUCGGAUACCACCUCCUGAUGUGUGCUGGCUUCUGCAUCACCAUCUUGGCGACUAUCUUGUUUGCGUUUUCAUCGAGCUUCAGCUUAAUGCUGUUGGCCAGAGGGUUGCAGGGUGUGGGCGGGUCCUGCUUGUCUGUUGCAGGAAUGGCGAUGUUAGCCGACACGUACAAAGAUGAGAAGGCGAGAGGGCGUGCCAUGGGAAUAGCUUUCUCUGGUUUGGCUUUAGGGUUGAUAGCGGGUGCACCUUUCGGCAGCUUGAUGUAUCAGUUUGUGGGGAAGAUGAGUCCAUUCCUGGUCCUGGCAGUCAUCGCGGUUUUGGGUGGAGGUUUACAUUCACUGAUCUUUCAACCAUCACAGGUGCAAACAGAGAUGGAAAAAGGGACUCCUCUGCUGACCCUCCUGAGGGAUCCAUACAUACUUAUAGCAGCUGGAGCGAUCUGUUUCUCCACGUUGGUCAUCGCAGUGAUAGAGGCAGCCCUCCCUAUCUGGAUGAUAAAGACCAUGUGUGCGAGCAAAUGGCAGCUAGGCAUCGUCUUCCUGCCAGACAGCAUAUCAUACCUCAUAGCAUCAAAUAUCUUUGGUCACCUGUCACAGAAACACAACAAAAGCUGGCUAUGUGCUUCCAUUGGAAUGAUCACGGCAGGAAUAACAACAAUUUCUUUCAGAUUUUCCAAGAACAUCUAUCACUUGCUUGUUCUGAAUGCAUUUAUUGGCUUUUCAAUUGGCACAGUGGACUCGACGAUCAUGCCCCUCAUGGGUAGAUUGGUUGACAUUAGACAUCGGCCAGUUUAUGGCUCUGUUUAUGCCAUUGCUGAUGUCGCAAUAUGCAUUGGAUUCUGUGUUGGUCCAGCUAUUUCAGGUCCCAUAGUGACAUCGAUUGGCUUCCCCUGGCUCAUGGCAAUAGUUGGAGCCGUAACUAUCAUGUUCGCUCCACUUUGCAUCUUUCUGGUGAAUCCACCUCGGCAGGAGGAGUCAAUAUCGAAAGGAACUUAA
This is a messenger RNA of Labrus mixtus (cuckoo wrasse), 1392 nucleotides long. Its product is annotated as synaptic vesicular amine transporter-like. Gene Ontology annotation, biological process: transmembrane transport; aminergic neurotransmitter loading into synaptic vesicle. The transcript has 16 exons. The coding region runs from base 1 to 1392 and encodes 463 amino acids. Gene Ontology annotation, cellular component: synaptic vesicle membrane; terminal bouton. The record is from RefSeq and is a predicted model, not a curated record. Gene Ontology annotation, molecular function: serotonin:sodium:chloride symporter activity. Lineage: Eukaryota; Metazoa; Chordata; Actinopteri; Labriformes; Labridae.